Molecule: messenger RNA, 633 nt
Organism: Colletotrichum abscissum
Lineage: Eukaryota; Fungi; Ascomycota; Sordariomycetes; Glomerellales; Glomerellaceae
Exons: 3
Coding region: 1-633 (210 amino acids)
Biological process (GO): mitochondrial translation
Cellular component (GO): mitochondrial large ribosomal subunit
Molecular function (GO): structural constituent of ribosome
Source: RefSeq, a predicted model, not a curated record
AUGGGAAAGUUUGUAGCGCAGCCUGCCUUUGGCCAAUCGCCGCGGUUUAGCCGAGCCAUCCUGGUCACAGACGGGAGCUUCGAGGCAGGUACGUACCUCCGGAGGCUGUCACCUCAGGCUGCAUCCUACGUUUUCGCGCUAAGAAAUUUCCCCGUCCCUGGAAAGGAGCCUCUCGUGAUCCAGACUGCGAACCAGAUUCUGUGCGCCAAGCAGGAUACCAUGACGAUCAGAGCAUUGAAGACGGUGUCUACCGGCCGUAAUGGCCUGGGCUCUUUCAUCCUCCAGUGCAAGAAGCUGGACUUUCACUACUGCGACUGGGCCGGCAGCUCCAAGGGAAUGAACGGCUUCAUCAAGUCUCAGCUUCCCAAGUUCGCCGCCGCAAACCCCCAAGUCGAGUUCACCGUAUCGCCCCGUCCGUCGAAACACCCCAUCAUUGUCGGCCACUACAUCAACGGCCGCGAGAAGGCCAUUUGCGUUCGGAAUAUGGAGCCAAUCGAGAUCUUGAAAAAGGCUGAGCUUCUGCGCGACGCCAACGGAGAGAAAUUGAAGAGGGUCAACAAGCCGGUCAACAGUAUCAACCCCAGUGUCAGAGGUGUCUGGAGUCCUUACCACGGAAAUGGCAUGGCUGUAUAA